Messenger RNA from Tupaia belangeri chinensis (Chinese tree shrew), 1648 nucleotides. It is a transcript of the gene YARS2, whose product is annotated as tyrosyl-tRNA synthetase 2. Gene Ontology annotation, molecular function: tyrosine-tRNA ligase activity; ATP binding; RNA binding. The record is from RefSeq and is a predicted model, not a curated record. Lineage: Eukaryota; Metazoa; Chordata; Mammalia; Scandentia; Tupaiidae. The transcript is spliced from 5 exons. Bases 34 to 1470 code for a protein of 478 amino acids. Gene Ontology annotation, cellular component: cytosol; mitochondrion. Gene Ontology annotation, biological process: tyrosyl-tRNA aminoacylation.
CGCACGUCCCAGCGUUCCUUUCGUGCCGCCAAGAUGGCGGCGCCCGUGCUGCGGUGCUUUUGUCGGGGUUCGUGGUCGGGUCCCCGGGGCCCGUCAGGAGUCUUGCGUCCAGGGCUGCGUAAAGCCCACUCGGGCGCGCAGGGGCUACUCGCGGCGCAGAGGGCUCGGGGUCUAUUCAAGGAGUUCUUCCCGGAGAGGGGGACGAAGAUAGAGCUCCCGGAGCUCUUCCAUCCGGGCACGGCGGGUUACUCGCCCCAGACUAUUUACUGCGGCUUCGACCCCACGGCCGACUCACUUCACGUGGGGCACCUGCUUGCGCUGCUGGGCCUCUUUCACUUCCAGCGAGCCGGCCACAAUGUGAUUGCACUGGUCGGAGGCGCCACAGCGCGCCUGGGAGACCCCAGCGGCCGCACCAAGGAGCGCGAGGCGCUGGACUCGGAUCGCGUAGAAGCGAACGCGCGCGCCCUCCGCCAAGGGAUCGAGGCGCUGUCAGCUAAUCACCAGCAGCUCUUCAGUGAUGGGAAGACCUGGGGCAGCUUCACGGUGCUGGACAACUCGGCCUGGUACCAGAAACAGCACCUGGUGGACUUCUUGGCAGCAGUGGGUGGCCACUUCCGCAUGGGCACGCUGCUGAGUCGUCUGAGCGUGCAGACUCGGCUCAAGAGCCCCGAGGGCAUGAGUUUGGCGGAGUUCUUUUACCAGGUGCUACAGGCCUAUGACUUCUACUACCUGUUCCAGCGUUACGGAUGCCGGGUCCAGCUGGGCGGGUCUGAUCAGCUGGGCAACAUCAUGUCUGGAUAUGAGUUCAUCCACAAGUUGACUGGAGAAGACGUAUUUGGAAUCACAGUCCCUCUGAUUACCAGUACUACAGGAGCAAAGCUGGGGAAGUCUGCUGGCAAUGCCGUUUGGCUAAACAGAGACAAGACAUCUCCGUUUGAAUUGUAUCAGUUCUUUGUCAGGCAGCAAGACGAUUGCGUGGAAAGGUACCUGAAGCUCUUCACUUUUCUGCCUCUUCCAGAAAUUGACCACAUUAUGCAGCUGCACAUCAAAGAGCCAGAAAAGCGGGCUCCCCAGAAACGGCUGGCUGCAGAAGUGACCAAGCUCGUUCAUGGGCGGGAAGGACUGGGCUCUGCUAAAAGGUGUACACAAGCCCUGUAUCACAGUAGCAUAGACGCGCUGGAGCUCAUGUCUGAUCAGGAGUUAAAAGAGCUGUUUAAAGAAGCUUCAUUUUCUGAAUUAGUUCUUGACCCUGGAACAAGUGUCCUAGAUACAUGCCGCAAAGCAAAUGCCAUUCCAGACGGCCCCCGAGGGUAUCGGAUGAUAACAGAAGGCGGAGUCAGUAUAAACCACAGACAAGUAACAAAUCCUGAGAGUGUUUUAGUUGUUGGACAACAUAUUCUCAAGAAUGGACUUUCUUUACUUAAAAUAGGAAAAAGGAAUUUCUACAUUAUAAAAUGGCUUCAGUUAUAAUGAAAAAUCCUUGUGGCUCUAACAGGCUUGUACAUCAUUCAUUCUGAAGACACAUAAAGUGUUGGCUCCUGAACUUAGACCCUCAUUUACACAGAUCAGAAAAACAGAAUGGACUAGGCCUUACAGUGUGAGUAAUUUUAUUUUUAUGAGUUGGUUAAUAAAUAAGGUGUUUGUUUAA